GUAGGAUUUUAGUGCCCAAAAAACAUUGUUUGGUUGUUUUUCAAUGAAACUAUCGCAUGUCGUCGUGUGUCGUGGCUUUUUCGGAUCGGUGACGUCACUCUCAGACAGCUGCCGUAAUCAGUUGGCCAGGUGACAGGUGUGUGGAGAGGCGGGGCCGGCGGUCCGACACCGGGGCCCGCUCCAAGAUGGCGGCGAGGAGGCGUGGCCUGCGGACCCGCGUCCAAAUGGACUACAGGUGCGUGGGUCGGGCAGCUGGGCACAAUCUGAUAAUCUGCUGUCGGUGUAUAAAAGCGUGACAGCCGAGAGAGACGAGGAGGGAGGUGGAGAGCCAGAGGCAAGACGCGGAGCAGCGUAUGCAGCAAGAGGAAGACGUCGACGGCGAAGACGCGGCCGGCUGAAAAGCGGACCGGAGGGCGAGCAGGGAAGAGGAGCUGCAAAGCGACCUGAGACUGAGGGGUUUGAUUUGAAAAAAUAAACGAAAGCCUACACCUGACGCAACAUGUCUUCCUUUGAUGGUCCAUGGAACCCACCCGACAGCCUAGGACGGUCACAUUUGGCGCCCAAUGUGGCUGGACCAUCGGAGGCGGGGGAGGACGAUCUCCUGUGGGCCCUCGUGGGGGCGUUCACGGAACUGGCGGCAAGCAGCCGCCAGCGUCUCGAAGAGUCCCGCAAACAAUUGCAGCUCCUGCAGGUCCUGGCGGGCCAGACGGGGGGCGGCGAAUGGCCCCCCCACAAAAGAAGAGGAAGUGGUGGAAGAAGCACAGGAGGGAAACCACUCAUGUGCUCAAGAAGAACAAGACAAAGGAAAAGACGACGAAGAAGAAGAACAACAACAACAACAAGACAAAGACAAAGAAGAAGAAGAACAACAACAAGACAAAGACAAAGAAGACAAAGGAACAGACAAAGGCGAACAAGGUACAGGAGAAGAAAAGAAUACAGAAGAAGGAGAAAAGGACAAGGAAGAAGAAAAGGACACAGGGGAGGAGAAAACCGGGGCCACAGGAGAACCUGGCCGUUCUCACUUCCCGCUCCCUCAAAAAGGGGGGAAGGGAGUAGGCUUAGCCGGUCGGAAGUCCGGCUUGCGUCCGGCGAUGGAGGACUGUGGCGAGGCGGAGCCGGAGGACCGACGGCGGGGCGUGCUGCGCCGGGGCCCACUCCAAGAUGGCGGCGGGGACGGCGAGCAAGCGGCGAGGGAGACGCGACAACCAGGUGCGGGGAUCGCGCACCUGGUCACAAUUACCUAAUCCCCUCGCAGUGUUUAAAGAGACAGCGGCCGAGAGCGACGGGGGAAAAAGGAGGUGGAGAGUCAGCGAGACACGCAGAGGUUAACGAGGAGCGAACACGAAGACAAAGACGCGGCCAGCUGAAAAGCGGACCGGAGGGCGAGCAAGGAAGAGGAGCUGCAAAGCGACCUGAGACUGAGGGGUUUGAUUUGAAAAAAUAAACGAAAGUCUACACCUGCUGCAACAUGUCUUCCUUUGAUGGUCCAUGGAACCCACCCGACAGCCUAGGACUGUCACAAGGUGAAA
Molecule: messenger RNA, 1532 nt
Organism: Entelurus aequoreus (snake pipefish)
Lineage: Eukaryota; Metazoa; Chordata; Actinopteri; Syngnathiformes; Syngnathidae
Product: cilia- and flagella-associated protein 251-like
Exons: 2
Coding region: 564-1247 (227 amino acids)
Source: RefSeq, a predicted model, not a curated record